Oikopleura dioica is the source of this 4140-nucleotide messenger RNA. Lineage: Eukaryota; Metazoa; Chordata; Appendicularia; Copelata; Oikopleuridae. The record is from the annotation of a GenBank genome assembly.
AUGAAACCCCGCCGAGCUAGAAAAGAAUCAACAGUGAAUAUCAUGUCCUCGAAUGACAAAGAAAAGUCUCAAGAAAUGCGUGGAUCUCGGCAAUUCGUCGAGUACUCAAUCGAAUCCGUCGAUUUUCCUUUAGAAUCUACUUAUGCCGACGCUCUCAAGAAUUCAUCGCAAAAAGUGACUCACGAACUCACCGACCGAAAACCGUUCAUGUCCGGAAAUGCUGCGAUAGAAUCUGUCCACGGGCUGAUUCACUUGUACAAGACAAACUACGGCUUCAAUAUCACGGAGGAAGGCCCUAGCGACAUGCUCCUGCUCGUCCAUGUUCCAGUCGAUCUAGACACGCACGAUCUGCUCCGUUUUCUCGGAAAUUACGAUAAGAAAAUGGAAUACAUCAAGAUCGUGCGCGACCAAUCUCUGAAUCAGUACAUGGUCCUCUUAAAAUUCGACGAGCAACAAAGUGCUGAUACUUUUUAUCACUCAAUUAAUGGGCAGAAAUUUAACUCGCUGUUAGAAGAAACUUGCCAAGUCGCGUAUGUGGGAAAAGUGGAACUGCUUCACGCUGGAGAAGGCGCAGGCUGGCCAGCGAAUGGACGAGUCGGUGAAGUCCGUUUUGACCGUUCUUUGCAAUCAUUCCUUCCACUCUCAAUGUCUGAAAAAUGGGAAGACUCCACUUGCCCAGUUUGUCGAUAUACGCAAACUCCGUCGAGUGAGGAAAGCGAACGAAAUGCCUGUCUUUCUUGCAAUUCAAAAGAAGAUCUAUGGAUUUGUCUCGUUUGCGGAAACAUUGGCUGCGGGAGAUACACACAAGAACACGCUCAGCAGCACUACUUGGACACUUCUCAUAACUACGCGAUGGCGUUGAGCGACAAUCGAGUUUGGGACUACGCUGGAGAUUAUUUCGUCCACCGACUGGUCACGAACGAAAGCUCGGAAAAAAUCGUAGAGACGAAGGUCAAUUCGAAAGAUUUGGAAGCGAAAAUUCAAACCGAGUGCUUGAAAUUCUUCAGCGUUCAGUUGGAGGAACAGCGAAAAUACUGGGAAGAGAAGUUGAAGCAGAAAGAUCAGGAGCACCAAGAAAAAUGCGAAAAGAUCACUGAAGAGCUCGACAAACUGAAAUCCCGCGCUGUCACCAAGGACGAAUUUGAGAAAGAAAAACAAAGCUACGAAAAACGACUCCGAUCGGCGACGGAAAAAGCAGUCAAGGCGUCUACGGAGUUGCAGAAUGAGCGUUCGAUGACUCUUAGCAUGGUCGAGACAAGAACGGCGCAAGAUAAAAGAAUUAAAUCAUUGGAGGAAGAAAACGCCUCUCAAUCAGCUACUAUUAGAGAUCUAAUGCUCCAUCUCGAGGCGCUGCAAACGAUCAAUAACGAAAACGAACUCAAGCGUGACUUCAGCGCCCGUUCUCAGCAGCUUCCUGGCGGCUCGGCUUCGGACAAGCUUGAAUGCAACAUGAGCAUUCUCGACCUUGCUGUCAUCGGAAGAAAACCGUUUUCAAGUUCAAAGAUUAUUUUUAAACGAUAUAAAGAAGACCAAGAAAUGCUAGAGAAGCUUUUCCAAACAAAGGGAAAGCACAGUUCUCUUCAUUUAGCGUGUCAGAAGCAAAAGAAAGGCCCUGUUCUGAAGAAAAUAAUCAAUCUCUAUGCAAAAUAUGGGUUUAAAGCUGAUCGAGUUGCCGAGCACAACAUGUCCACAAUUGCUUGGCUACUUGACGAUGGCGGGAAAUGCGCCGAUCCAAGAGAACCUCUAAUUGCUUUGCUCGAGCACGGUGCCAAUCCAUCUUUGCGCGUCGACUACAAGGGAAUUCGAUCACUUCCUGAAGUCAAUGGCAAUGAAGGUCCUUGGGCUAAAGACGAAGAAGUCAAGGAGGACGUCAUCGAUAUUUUGCACAAGGCACGGCGUCAGAAAUCGAAGAACGUAGGCAAACUUGCGAAGCAAGCCUUUUACGAGUCGUUGAAGGAGAGCCUCGCUGACAACCCGAAUGAAAAUGCAAAGAGCUACCUCGAGAACAUCGCGGAUAUGAGGGAGAAAAUGCGCACCGUGCCCAGUGAUGAGUCCGAAAUCUACUUUGGCUGGAACAAGGUGUAUGAGCUGAAUAAAGAAACAGUUAAAACGCAGCGGGAGCGAGACGCGAUCGAGGAAGAGUUCCAGUUUCAUGACAAAGACUGUGACAGCUGUGUUCGCCGAGAGUGCGGAAAAGUCAAGAAGCGAAAAUUGCGAAAGAGGACUAAGCGAGCGAUUCCUGCACUACAAGACACUGAGAGCGAUUGCCUCAUUGUCAAGCAAGAAGUGAUGGAAGGAUCUUCCCAAAAGAAACCUCUGACCAUCUUAGAGGAGCUGGAAAAGAUGGAUGAUUCGGAUAAUCCCAUCGAUUUGGACAAGCUAGAUACGCCCGCUACAAGUGACUACGGUAUCAAGUCAGCGGCCGAAUCAAAAGAAAAAGAUCAGCAGGAAGAUAAUCAAGAAGCAGAAGUACCUGAAAAGAACAGCGAUAAAUCCUCAGCCGAGCCUGAAAAAUCUGAAUCAGCGAAGCCUCCACAAGACGACGGAGAGGCGCAAGAGGAAACUGAGCCAUCUGCUGUUGCAACUGUUCCAAAAAAUCUAGAAAAAGUUGUUACGAGUCCAGCGAAGACAAUCCUUGCCUCAGUAACAAUGCACUUAGACGAUGUUCCUCUCACUUCAGCUGCGCACUACAAGGAUAUGAACUCUCCGAAAAUGUCAUCGCGUGGAACCUCUCUGAACGGAAGCCAUCAAUCUGUUCCCGAUGUUAUUGAUUUGACCAAUUGCUCUCAAUCUCCAGAAAAGCCUCCAGCUGAGACUCCAUCCAGUAAAACUAGCUCUGAGACGCUGCCACAAGAAAAAAGAGUCUGCAGAGCUAUCGGUUGUAGAAAGCAUCCAGGCUUGCGUUGUUCCACUUGCAAGGUCUUCUACUGCAGCCGACAAUGCCAGUGUAAGGACUGGAAAAGACAUAAACAGGAAUGCAAGAAGCUAAAGAAACAAUACGACCAGCGAAAUAAUUCAGGAGUUGAAGCUAUUUCAGCAGUCACCGAGCCCGUGGAAAUCGCCGAAGUUGAUAGUGACGGAGCCAUCGUUGACCAACUUCCUUCCAAGGAGAGGAAGAUCUCUUUACAGUCUCAGUCAGAGAAGCCUAAGAUGGAGGCAGCUUCGAAACCAAGCAUGGCGAUAGUUCAUCCAACAAAUAUCACUCCUGCGCCAAAGCCUGUAAUCGCUAGAAUUUUGUCUCCGUCUCGAAAUUCUAUCAAUAUACCCGCGUCCAAUCCCCCACCUGCGAGUGCAAAUGAAACAUCAAACAAGCGGGGAAACUCCGAAACAGGCUUGCCGGACGCGAAGAAAAGAAAACUAAACCGACAAAAUCAGAACGACUCGGGUAGUGAAAUCGCUUUUACUCGUGAUGCACGCAACAUGCUCACAGAACUUGACAAUCUUUCGGACAGAAAUAAAAACUUCUCUUCCCGCAAGAAAGAAUUCGACGCUGACCUAAAAAAGGAGCUCGUGCCAGCGAAGCAAGAUCAAAUCGAGCUCUUGUCAAUGGAGAGGCAGUUUGAUGAGCUCCUAGAUGCUUUUUCAACAACUGAUCCUAAUGAAGCCAGGCGAAGUCGAAAGCGACGUGGAAUAAGCGAUCAGGAGCACCGACUGCACAAGCUUCAUCAAAAGUUGAGAGAAGAGAUUCCUCAGCUGCUUUAUCCUGCUUACGUUCAUCAUGAUUAUACAAUCUACACGAAGGAUUGUAAACUUGUGAUUGAGUAUGGACUCGAUAGUCGCCGAGAAUUCAACGGCGUCAAAAGUCUCCGUGGCGGUGUCGAAAUUGCGAAGACAUUCGUCACCGCGGAACUCUCCAAUCCAACUGUAACUUUGAUGUCUUCCGAUAUCAAAGCGCGGCUCGGUAUUCUCGAAUUCAAAUGGACCGUUCAUGGUGAAGAGAGAUUGAAGUUUCUUUCCGCUGGUCGGCCAAAAGUAUACACCUUCAUUUCCCAUCUCAACGUCAACGAUGACGGACUUGUCUACAAACACACCGUGACAAGUAUCGAAAUCGAUAAGUCGGCGGCUUUGUCUAGCCGGGCGAUUCUUGCCAUUCCCUUUGAGUUGGACUCGCUGGCGCGGCGGGAAGAAAGUAAAUAUUAG